AAAAUGUGGGUGAAAUUAUUUGUGAGUUUUCUUCUCUUUUGCGUCGUUGGGCAUUCAAAAGAAGCUCCAAAAAAUACUACAACAGUUCAGGAGACCCCAUCCUAUAGACUCAGCAAUACGACUGAACCCAUUUCCUAUGAAUUAUGGUUAGAAACACGAAUCAAUGAAGGCAUUUUUGACUACACGGGAAGAGUAAAAAUUGCCAUUAAAGCAAUUGAAGCAACAGACGUUAUUACAAUGCAUGCAUUUGAGAUUGAAAUUCACAACUACACACUAACAGAUCUCAUGAAUAAUCCCGUAGAAAUUUCUUUUGGUGUUGCUGAUGAAAUUAGAAGAACCAUUACCUUUACAGUGAAUAGUGCUUUGAUCCUUGAUGAAAUAUACAUCUUGGACAUUUACUUUAGUGGAAUCCUACGACGUGUACCCAAUGGGUUUUGCUAUUGUAGCUUUGUAGAGGAAAAUGGAGACAUCUCCUUGUUUGCCACAUCACACACGCAUGUAUCUAAUGGGAGAAGAAUUUUUCCUUGCUACGACGAACCGGGAUAUCGAACCCCUUUCACCAUCCACCUGACGCAUCAUCCAUCCUUUCAUUCACGUGCCAAUUCACCUGUAUCUAAGGUGACUGUUAAUUCUAAUGAUUCUGUUACAACUACAUUCGAACGAACACUCCCUAUGCCAGUAAAUUUGUUGGCUUUUACCAUUUCAAAGCACGCAGUUAGAACAAAGUUUAUUGAAGCGUUAAAUCUAAAUUUAAGUUUGUUUGUUCCACAACAACAUAUCGAGGAAGUUGAGUUUGCGAUGGAUUUCAUUUCAUUCAUUUUGCAAAUGAUGAAUAAGACCCUGGACAUGGAUAUCCAACUUACAAAACUUGAUGGAAUUUCCAUCAAUGAUUUAUUACUGACUGGUCUGGAAAAUUGGGGUCUUAUAUUUUUUAACCCUAAAAACUUUCUCUACAAAGAAAAUAGCACAAAUCCCAGUCAAAAGAUGGAUAUAUCAAGAACCAUGGCGCAUCAAUUGAUUCACAGCUACUUUGGAAAUCUCGUUGGGAUGCCUUGGUGGAAUUUAUUCUGGAUGACAGAGGGUUUUGCUACCUAUUUAGAAUAUUACUUUACCAGCUAUUACCUAGAAGAUUUUCCGUUAAAUGAUGUUUUUGUUUGUGAUUUUAUGCAAAGAUAUUUUGCUGAUCAUUCACUUCAAAUGUCUAAACCAUUGAAUGAAUAUAGCGACAGACCAGAAGAUGUUGUUGCGGUAUUUAAUCUUGGAAUGAUUAGCAAAGCCGGAUCGAUAAUAAGGAUGAUGCAUCAUUUUUUGGGGGAAAAGACUUUCAUGAAAGGAUUGCAGAAAUAUUUGAAAGAAAUGAAGUUUAAGAGUGCAGAAGAAGAAGAUUUGUACAGAAAUCUCCAAGAAGCCAUUGAUGAGGACGAAGCACUACCAAAGCAUAUGAGAAUAGGAGAUAUUCUUGAUACUUGGAUAAGUCAGGCUGGCUACCCAUUGCUUACAGUAACGAGAAAUUACCAAUCAAAUGAGAUUGUUGUGAAUCAACAGAGAUUCCUCUCUUCACCUGAAGAAGCUGACACAGAUGGGCUAUCAUGGUAUAUUCCGCUAACAAUAAGCACAGCUAGUAGUCCAAAUACAGCUGAAACUAAACCAUGGAAAUGGCUUGAGAGCGGUACGAGAGAACUUGUCCUUACAGCAACGGAAAAUAAGACAUGGAACUCAGAAGAAUGGGUUCUGUUUAACGUACAACAAUCUGGGUACUAUCGAGUGAAUUACGAUGCCCAAAAUUGGAGACUACUUGCUAAUGAACUCAAUCAGGGCUCCCCUUUUGCAAUUAGUACAAUCAACAGAGCACAGAUCAUUGAUGAUAGCUUCAAUCUAGCCUAUUCGGAUAUUGUACCCUUCACACUAGCUCUGGAAAUAAUCAAAUACAUUCGAUUUGAACCUGAUUACGCUGUGUGGAUUUCAGCUAAUCGCCAUUUGCUCACAUUGAAUCGUCGCUUGGACGGUCCAUCGUACGAACUAUACUUUGGAAGAUUCCUCAAACAUCUCACUGAAGAUCAUUUUGAGAAAUUGGAUGUCUUUGAAAAUAUCAAUGGUGAGGAUACCAACAGAAAUACAUUCCUUCGCCCAAUUAUUGUGGAUUUAGCCUGUCGCUCUGGAUCAGGGAUGUGCCUAACUGCAACAAGGAUAAUGGUUACUGCUGAAGCUCUAACUGGACACCGUCUAACGCCCAAUGAAAAACCAGCGGUGUACUACUGUCACGGCCUUAGGAAUGCCGAUGCAAAAACCUUCAAUUAUUUCUGGACGAAACUCAAAACUAUUAAAAAUGAACAGGAACGAUCACACAUUGCAACAUCACUAAGUUGCUACGAAGAUUACGAAUCAGUGUACUUGCUGCUGUUAGAACUAGCUAAUCCCCAAUUUUAUGAUUUGUAUACAUCACUAGAAAGAUUUCAAAUUCUCAUUACAGCAGUUCGUUAUGGGAACUCCAAAGUUGUAAUGAAUUUUCUUAAAGAAAAUCAUGAAACUAUUGCAAAAACAUUCACCUUCAACAACAGAAUGGAACAAACAAUUAGAGAAUUGGCGGAAAAUCUUCUAGAAGAUGAGGCGUCGCUUUUUCACGAAGUUAUAGAUAUUCUCUACACUGCAGGCCAUAUGAGUUACAAUCAAGUUAUGCGAACAAUGAUCGACAUGAACUACCAUCAAACUUGGAUAAGGGAGAAUAAGAAUGAAAUUGAAGGGUGGAUAAGGGAAUUCUUUGAACCAGCUUCAGCGAAUGCAGUUAGACAAAUUGUCUCCUCAACAAUUCUUAUCUUAGGUUUUUCCAUUAAUUUUCGCAAUAUUUUAGCACGAUAAAAUCUAUAACACACCAUUAAUAUAAUGUUGUUGUUUGUUACAAUGCACAUAGUAAGAAUUUCUUGCAAUAAAGGAUUGAUUAGUAGGUAUCUCAUGUUUAUGGAAGAUUAAUUUUGGUUGUUGGCCCCCAAAAUAGAGAAUAUUGGAGAUAAGGAAUUUGCUCAAAAAGGUUGGACUAUUUGCGAUAGAAUCCCAGUGAAUAAUUUCUCUUUGAUCAAAAAUGUUCCUUUGGCGUUGUAUAGUUUUGAUUUUCUUGACUUUGAGUCACUUUAUCGUGGAAAGUUUGAGUAAAGAAUGUGCCGCAACGUCUGAAGCAUCCAAGGAUAUAUCAUAUCGUUUGAAUAAUACAACAGAACCGAUUGCUUAUGAACUUUGGCUAGAGACGAAGAUUAAU
Molecule: messenger RNA, 3250 nt
Organism: Lutzomyia longipalpis
Lineage: Eukaryota; Metazoa; Arthropoda; Insecta; Diptera; Psychodidae
Product: aminopeptidase N-like
Exons: 4
Coding region: 4-2856 (950 amino acids)
Biological process (GO): proteolysis; peptide catabolic process
Cellular component (GO): cytoplasm
Molecular function (GO): zinc ion binding; peptide binding; metalloaminopeptidase activity
Source: RefSeq, a predicted model, not a curated record